Molecule: messenger RNA, 3345 nt
Organism: Hylaeus volcanicus
Lineage: Eukaryota; Metazoa; Arthropoda; Insecta; Hymenoptera; Colletidae
Exons: 10
Coding region: 12-3035 (1007 amino acids)
Source: RefSeq, a predicted model, not a curated record
CUCUAUCGACAAUGGCUUCCUGUCACGAAUCGGGUCAUAAUAUUUCUUUUACUUCGGUUGGGUUAUUAUGGACUUUGGCUGAAAGUCUUAUUCGGCGCUAUACUCUUCUUAAAGAGAAUACCAAUGCUCAACCAUCGUUUCUACCAAUUUUACCAAAUCACGCUUAUCGUGCACUAAAUUUCUCCUUAGCAACUCAACAAUUUCAUAUACCACUUGGUUUGCAUUCUCCACUAGAAGAACAAGAACAACUUUCACGAACGGUAAUAAUCAUUUUCCAUCUCUUUAAAUAUCACGCUCUUGAUUCACGCAUUGAAGUACGGAAUUGUGCCUUGAAAAGUUUACUUGUUGCUUAUGAAGAAAUUCUUCAAAAAUCUUCAAACCAUCACGCCAUUUUUAAACAUUGUGUGUCUCAAAUAAUUCUUCAUGUUUUGAAAGACUGCGUCUCAACCUAUAAACUCCUUAUGGAACAUGAACCUUUUUUUGAAAAACAAAUGCCUGCUAACGAUGGGUCUCUACAUCAUCACUCACGUGACUCACAGAUCAAAUUAUGGAAUGAAACCUUUACUAUUUUAUUUGAUGCUGUUACUCGAUUAAUUCACUAUUGUAUAAGUUGUGUAUCUUCUGAAACAUUUUUCGAUGAGUCUCACAAAUUUUUAAAGAAUACUUGUGACACUGCCAUCAAAUUUCCUAAAUAUAUUCUUUUAAAUUGUGCCGAAAAUCCUUCGACUUCACCGCAAGUUAUUGCAGCAUGUUUGUCGUUUGUUGUCGUGGUAAUUACUAAAAGCAUUGAAUGCAAUUUUUUAUCUUUUUCUUUAUUGGAGCCGUAUUGGGUUUUAUUUGAGAAAUUCAUCACAGCGUUAUGGUCUUUUUCGGUCAUACCAAACCAAAUUGUGGAUCAUUUAAUUGGAGCUGUAACCAAAUUAUGUUUAAAUGUUCUUCCUUUCUUUUUUAAAAAAAACGUAGAAAGAUGUACUCGACUUUUGGCUGCUUGUGUUUCCUCAAUUCAUUACGCCGUUCAUAUUGCACAAAUGCCUGAAUUGAAUUUUUCUAAAGAUCAUCCAUAUCGUUCAGAACAACAUGUUGAAAGCAUUUUUCCAUCCUUAAAACUAUGUGAAAAAAUUAUUCUUUCCGGUGCUUUUUUUUUUAACAAAUAUGACACGUAUUUUUUUAAACAUAUUUUAACCGUAAUGAAAUCUGAUCAAUUGUUAGAGUUUCUUCGGACUACUUUUUCUUAUCCCGACGACGUAAAAACUGGUGAUUCUUUGGACAAAUGCUUUAAAAAUUCUUGUUUUUUUAAUCAAAAUAUUUUCAAAAAUUUAGUCUUCCAAUCAAAUGAUUUCAAUCCAUCGACUUUGCCUGACCCUCCAAUACGAACAAAUUACUCAUAUUCUUCUAUUCCAGCAGAUUUUUGUACCCCAAUAAGAAAAACCGAAUUAUCUGAAAGCCCUUUUGAAGAAAAAAUUUCAAUACAAAGCAUGCAUGGUAACGAAGAAACCUUGGAAGGAAACAAUACAGAAAACGUUAUGCCACUUGAAUUUUUUUCUACCUGCACAAGUUUGAAAUUAAAACAUGAAUCUCUUGAUGAUGAGACUUAUAAUUACACUUUGGAAUAUAAAAAAUUGUGUCGAAACGAUCAAAAUAAUCCAUUUGAUGACGAUUACGUUUCACUACCCUCUUGGCUAAUUCCAGAGUUGUGCAUCUCGUUAAAGGACCAUCCAGAACUCUCUAAACAAUUUUGUCAAAUCAUUAAAAUUAAACGGCGUCUACGUGUUGCAAGAAAGAAAAUACUCACAAUCGAUUCUUAUUUCGAACUUUUAGAGGGGCAUUUUCCUUGGGAACAAUUGUUGAUUUUAUCCCCUUAUCUUUGGCUAACUGUUUUAAAAAAAUCUUUUUCUUACUUUUUUUCAUGCGAACGUCUCUUAGGAAACCCUAAUUUUCUGGUGAAAACGUUUCGAUUUAUUAAUUCUGUAACACGAAUUCAAAGACGUUGUUAUUUUCAUAUUUCUACACUGAAAACAAACUCUGAUGAUGUUUUUUUCGGUCUUGUCAUCCUUACAUAUAAGCUUUGUACUCAACUGAUUUCACUUAUUAUCUUCUUACGUGGUUUCCAUGCUCUAUCCCAUCAAAGUUAUGUUUACGAAGCUGUGAUUCAGACCUUUUUAGAUCUUAAAGUGUUUUUGGAUUACGUUUUCCAAGACACCCGAAAUUUUCCGUCAAACCUCUUAGAUCUUCUAGAGGUUUUAUCCAUUCCUUUAAUGGCUUUGUUAGACACAUGGUUAAGCUUUCAAAAAAUUAUAUCUCCUUCGUCUUCUUCACCUCAGAAUUUCUUGAAUAAUAACAUAAGUGAUCUUUUCCCAUUUUUAGCAAAAAUCUUAUUAAUAAAGCAGGGUAGACCGUGUAACGCAAUGAUACCUUCAAAACUUAAUAACCUUUUAGCUUUCUCUCUCAUUUGUUUUUUAGAGAACAUUUCCGUUAGUAAAUACUCCCCAUAUAAUCAAAACGUGCCUGUACUAGGGCUUGCUGUAUUAUUUCAUAUUGCCAAAGCGUAUGGGAACCAUGGAAUGCUACCUCUCAAUGCUUCACUUGAAAAGGAUUCUACUAAUCAACAUGUUGAUAAUUAUACACUGGUACAGCGGCAAUACUACAUUAUUAUAGUUUGUUUGAUAAAUCGUAUAAGAACACUUUUUGAUGAUUAUGUGAAGGAAGAGAACGACAGUGGUCAGUGUCCAGUGCCACGUUACCGUUUAGAACAAGUCUGUUUAGCUUUAGUAAAAAUUAGAGAACUUGAUCCACUUCUCCAUACAAUAAAUGUUUUCAAGCUUAAAGAUAAUGAAAGAACUUUAGCGCUAACACAUUUUUUUUUUGUAAAAUCUUUGGGAUCUUCUGUGCCUCAACCUUUCAAACAAACAUUUGUUUUGGAGCUUUUUCCUGACUUAAUACCAUUAAUUUCUAGUAAAGACAAAGCUGUUCGACACCACGUAAUUCAGCUUAUGCAAUGUUUAGUACCUCAUUUUUUAAAAUUCCCGACGGAUUAAGAAUUAUUGUUUCAAUCCGUUUCUUUUUACUCAAAGUUCUGGAACGAAUUAACAAUGUUAGUAAAAUUGUAAAAAUUACAACAAAAACGAAAUUUUUUUUUGAGUGUCAAUAAAAAAAAAACGAGUUAAUGUAUGUUGUUACUAAAACUCCCGUCUUUUGGAAGUCAUCUUAUAAACUUUUUUUUAUUUAAAAAAAAAAUGUCAUUUUGUACGGCCAUUAAAAAACAAAUUGAUAUUUCGAAAUAAACUCUUAAGAAAAAUAUGUUUUGAUUUAAAGAAAACUUUUUAAAACAUUAAAAACAAAAUUUCU